Brassica rapa (field mustard) is the source of this 1522-nucleotide messenger RNA. Its product is annotated as G-type lectin S-receptor-like serine/threonine-protein kinase CES101. Gene Ontology annotation, cellular component: plasma membrane. The record is from RefSeq and is a predicted model, not a curated record. Gene Ontology annotation, molecular function: protein serine/threonine kinase activity; ATP binding. Gene Ontology annotation, biological process: innate immune response; protein phosphorylation. Lineage: Eukaryota; Viridiplantae; Streptophyta; Magnoliopsida; Brassicales; Brassicaceae.
GGUUUUCGGGUAUAAUUGUAGGUUUAGUUGGCUAGUUGUUGUGGUAUCAAUGUUCCUAAUGAUAUCUGUGGUUUGGUUUAUCAUCUAUCUUGUUUUCAGGAAAUAUAAAAUAAAAUGUGGGAAUAUUAGAAUCACCUUGUUCUUUACUAACAUCAGUUUUGUUUCUUUUUUUUGUUUGAUCCAGUAAUUGUCUUAUUUCGCCGAAUGUUCAACUUUUUAUAGAGAAAAGUCAUUCCACAAAUCACUGGUUACAUACGGAGUAGGCUUCAAACAAUGAGGGUUGGUUCAACAAUAAACCAAGAAAUGCUACUACGUGAAUUGGGAAUUGAUAAGAGAGGCCGGCACAGGAGAAGUGCAAGGAAGAAUGAUAAUGAGCUUCAGAUUUGUAGCUUUGAAAGUGUAGCCUUGGCAACAGAUUACUUCUCCGAUGCAAACAAGCUCGGUGAAGGAGGUUUUGGUCCUGUAUAUAAGGGGAGGUUAAUACAUUGGGAAGAAGUGGCUAUCAAGAGACUAUCUAUAGCCUCAGGGCAAGGAUUAGUGGAGUUCAAGAACGAAGCUAUGCUUAUUGCAAAACUCCAGCACACAAAUCUUGUGAAGUUGAUAGGUUGCUGCGUCGAGAAGGAUGAGAAGAUGUUGAUUUAUGAGUACAUGCCCAACAAGAGCCUUGACUACUUCCUCUUUGACCCUUUGAGGAAAAAUGUUCUAGAUUGGACGCUGCGGUUCAGGAUCAUGGAAGGGAUCAUCCAAGGGCUGUUGUACCUUCACAAAUACUCAAGAUUGAAAGUGAUACACAGAGACAUCAAAGCCAGCAACAUUUUGCUGGACGAGGAUAUGAAUCUCAAAAUAUCUGAUUUUGGUAUGGCUAGGAUAUUUGGAGCACAAGAAUCAAGAGCCAACACCAGACGAGUUGCUGGCACAUUUGGCUAUAUGUCUCCAGAGUACUUCAGAGAAGGACUAUUCUCAGCUAAGUCAGAUGUGUUCAGCUUUGGGGUUCUGAUGCUUGAAAUCAUUUGUGGAAGGAAGAACAAUAGCUUUCACCAUGACUCAGAAGGGCCUCUGAAUCUCAUAGUUCAUGCGUGGAAUCUGUUUAAAGAAAACAGAAUUGGCGAGGUGAUAGAUCAGUCUUUGGGAGAUUCUGCACUUGACAACCCUCAAGUGUUGAGAUGCGUUCAAGUUGCUCUCUUGUGUGUACAAGAAAGCGCAGAGGAUAGACCAAACAUGUUAGAUGUUUUGUCCAUGAUAUACGGCAAUAAUGCUCUUUCUUUACCCAAAGAGCCCGCUUUCUAUGAUGGUCCUCGGAGAAGCUCGCCGGAGAUGGAGCUUGAGCUACCGGAGCCAGGAAAUGGAUCGGAUAAUAGGGUUACCAUCACGGUGAUGGAAGCAAGGUGAGCUGGUGGUGGAAUACAAAUAAAAAUGAUCGCAUUUGAGUCUCUUGUUAAGACUGAUCAUACAGUAUUUAAUCACUUGUUGAGCCCCAAAUUAAAACAGAGUUAAGGGUGUGGUUUAUAUUAACCCUUGUUUA